AUGGCAAGGUCUCUUCUCCUAAGAGGGCUCGUACGCCGCGUCUUACUGUUGCGUCUCAAUUGGCUUCUCUCAUUCAACAACUGGCCGAUACAAACAAGAACAUGGCUGAUCUCGUUCUCUCGUUCGCUGCCCUGGCUCAAUCUCUUGGUGCUGUUCAAGCGACACUGGCCGUCGGUUCUUCUUCUCCCUCCGCUCAACCUCUGGCUCUUCCAACCACAACUUCUCAAGCUGCGGCCGUUCCUGCUCUGGUCACUCAUGCUGGUCUCGGCCUUGGUUCUGGCUCUGGUGUUCAUGCUCGCUCUGGUGGUCUCGCUCGCUCUGUGGCUGCUCCUUCUCACCGUGGUGCUUCUACAACCGCUGUUCCACAUCUUGGCGGUUCCUCUCUCUUGCCUGGUCGUACUCAAGCUGUCCAUUCUCUCGCUCAAGAGACGCCUCCUUUUCCAGUUCCACUUCUUGGUGGUGCCUCUCUCUUGCUUGGUCGUGCUCACGAUGUCCAUUCUCUCGCUCAAGAGACGCCUCCGUGCCCAGAACUUAAUUUUUGUUUCUGAUUCUGCCAAAUUUUUCUGA
This is a messenger RNA of Caenorhabditis auriculariae, 567 nucleotides long. The record is from the annotation of a GenBank genome assembly. Lineage: Eukaryota; Metazoa; Nematoda; Chromadorea; Rhabditida; Rhabditidae.